GGCACAACGGUGAUGUUGAAGAAUCUGCCGUCCCCGUACACCCGCGACAUGCUCAUCGAGCUGCUUCAGUCAAAGGGGUUCCUGGACCACUGCAACUUUUUGUAUCUCCCGAUGAACUUCCAGUCCUCACAGAACGUCGGAUACGCGUUCCUUAACCUUUCGAACGAUGAGCAGGCGAAGCGUUUCUUCAGCGUCUUCGACGGCUUCAAGGAGUGGGCAGUGGACACCGACCAGGCUUGCUCCGUUUGCCCGAGCAAUACGAAUGGAUUGAGCGCCAAUCUCGAGCGUUACCGCAACAGCCCAAUCAUGCGGGAAGAUGUUCCCGAGGAGUUCAAGCCCAUUCUGCUCUCUGGCGGGAAACAGGUUGCGUUCCCAAGCCCCACGAAGAAGCAUCUGCGCAGGCUCCGCUGCCGCAAGGGCUACUGCAUCAAGGUCGAGAGCACUGUCGACGACGACUCGUCUUGGCAUUGA
Molecule: messenger RNA, 471 nt
Organism: Prorocentrum cordatum
Lineage: Eukaryota; Dinophyceae; Prorocentrales; Prorocentraceae
Source: the annotation of a GenBank genome assembly